CCGACUGGCGGUUUGGUGAGACGCUUCACUUGUGAGCUGGAGAAGGCGGGCUUUCCGAGUUUAGGACACCGAAAAGUGCGCGCUGACCGAAAGAUUGUACACACCAUGGAAUAAGGACGCACUUCAUAGCUAGAACCGCUGAAGUGGCUUCUUUGUCGCCCCUGCACCAUCGGUGUGUAUCGUGCACGAAGGCACAGCCUGGUCGGCCUUGUAGCAAGCAGCCAUGGCGAUGUCCUCUUACCAGGACACCGGUCGCAGCGUGCUCGUGGCGGCGGCCUGCAGCUGGUGCCUUUUCUGGACCAUGAUCGUGAACCGCAGCGGCGGCAUCGUGUUCGUCACCAUGAUUUCCGAGAUGGGCGCCUCACGCCAGGCCGGCUCGUGGCCUUUCUCGCUCUUGGGCGCCGUCUCCAACAUAUUUGGUGUCGUGACGGGAGUACUCCUGCAAAAGCUGCCCCUGCGAACAGUGUCUAUAGCUGGCAGUUUACUGGUGGCUGUUGGCAUACUUCUCAGCGUGGUCUUCUACGGCGUCAUCGGUAUCACCAUCUGUAUUGGCAUCAUAACCGCCAUUGGUCAAGGGAUGAUUUUCCCUUCCAACAUGGUGGCCAUUAACACAUAUUUCCACAAGUACCGCGCGACUGGCAGCGGCAUCAGCUACGUGGGUGGCACCCUAGUGUCGUUCAUCUUUCCGUCGCUACUGGUGCACAUGCAUGAACAAUACGCGCUUCGUGGCACGCUGCUCAUCAUCGGUGGCCUCACGCUCAACGCCGUGGCGGGAUCGCUGCUCGUUGCCAAGCCUGAUGAAGCGCUUCUUAGACGAGCACGACUCCAGCCGGAACGGGAGACCGCCGCUAAGCUCCUUAACGAGGCAGGCCGAACGAAAGUUUCGCGGAGCGAGGAACUCAGCUUCUUGCGGCGGCCAAUCUACUACGUGAUUGUAUUCACGGGCGUUGUGUUUGCCUACAAUCUCGUCAUGUUCAGCGUUACCGUAGUGGACCACGCCAUGGGCCGUGGCCUCUCCAAGCUGCAGGCUGCUUUACUGCUGUCGUGCUACGGCGCCGGAGAGUUCAUCGGGCGCAUAUGUUCCGGCAUUGUCUCGGAUAAGAAGCUGUGCCACAGGCGGGACAUUAUGGCCGUAGGCUUCUUGCUUGCUUCACUCUCCUUGCUGGCUCUCAACCACGGGGACUCCAUCAUCCUACUCGGAGGGGCAAGCGUGCUGUUUGGCCUCACUGGCGGCAGCAUAAUGAUCCUCUUCUCCGUCCUCAUCGUUGAGUAUUUCGGCCUCAAGAAGCUGCCCAUGGCCAUCGGUAUACACUGCCUGGUGAACGGCCUCUCGGCACUUCCUAGGCCGCUGAUUAUAGGUUAUUACAGAGACCGGGGUUCAUCCUAUGCCGGCAUGUACGUGAUGCUCGCCGCUGUCUCGUUAACAACAAGCCUCCUCUGGGCCAUCGAGUGCUUUAUGAAGUGGCGAGCUGAGAAGGUGAUGACGUGUGUCAAUGAGAAGGCAUCUUCGGUUAGUGAGAAGGCUGUCUCGGAAACGUAGACAGUGGUGUUUUUUCACCGGAAAAUCGUGCGGUGGGUGCCGACCGACCGCUACAAGUGAUCCAGGACAGCGCUUCCGACGUUCGCCGUUGAGAAAAUCGGAGAGUGUUCCAAGAACUCGUUUCGUCCAGCAAACCGUUGCCUUGUUCUAGUACGUCGGUAACAUCUCAGAUGUAUUCAGGGACUUGCUGACGAUUACAUGCCAGCCGUAGAGGACCCAUGACUUGAAAUCAUGUAUAACAUGAAAAAGUGAACAUACAAACUCUACUUUCACCCGUUUGCCUGGGACUUUUCUGUUAAGUCUAUACACUGAUAAAGCGACACUGAUGUUCGUGUACCACGUCUAGCGUAUUUUUUUCAGUCAGGUCGAUUAGAGCUUAAUUCGUGUUUUACACAUAUUGAUGUUGCUCAGAGUUUCUGCAUUCGCAAAUUGUAUCGUUAUUGGAGUCUCCCGGAUACAUCGUGUCUGCAGAAUGUCUGGAAACCAGCUAGUCAUCGCAAUCUCUGGCCGGUGAUAAAACAAAUGUGGCUGCAAGGAACGCCUCUGUUUCGCGAAAGUUAUCCUUGUUUAAGUAAUAUCAGUGCUGUGACGCUGAGCAUCUUCUACAGCCUGUAAUGCUGUACUGAGAGGCGUACUAGAGUAAAAGACUUAAUAAAAGAGCUGCGUACCUUCUGAAAGUGUCAGUUCGAACGGCGAAGAGUUCUGAGCGACUCUUAUUUGUGAUAGAUUCCACGUAGUUUAAAAUUACCGAACGAUUUAGUUAAGGACUGUAUUCUUCCUGCAAUCAAGACCGCUAGGGACGCUUGUUGCUUAGCUCUAAAACUGUAAGGGCGGUUUGGAACUUGCAAGAGAGAAGCCGCGUUUUCAAGGAUGUUGUUCGCAAUAUCUGUGAGUCCAAACAAUUUGAUCUGCGCAAUAAACGUAAGACUUGCGUGGGUAGUAGAUAUAUCUUAUAAUUUUUUGCUCCAUAUGUAGCUGGUACUUGUUGCAUGAUUCUGAUUUGCUAUGCUUUCAUUGUGUGCGGCUGCUUGUCCCGAGCACCACCAAAGUGCCCGCCAGCAAUGCAAGGAAGGUGUGGUGUGUGAGAGCCGUCUGACGUAUGCUAAGUUCUCAAUGCAGAGCUGUUCAGACUCCCAAACAGCUUGUAAAUUCUUUCUGCGAACACUGUAUUAUCUUGGAACUUACAGUAUAGCUCUCCGACAGUCGUGAUAGAGAGCGGUGUAAAGGGAACAUAUUUAGUGAUAAUCCGAGUUGCAUUCUUCACUCUCAUAUCAGUGAAGGGCAUCCUGUAGAUGUGUUGUACCUUGAGUUUAUUGGGCUGUCCACUCUUCAAAUGUUCAAUAGGUUUGGUAAUGCAUGAUCGGUGUAACGAGAUUUUUUUGCAGCACUCCAAUGCGUUCUCAGUCCACAACCUCUGAACCAAUUAUAAGCUUUAGUCGCCUCAAGUUAAUUCAUGUGCAUUUGAUGAGGUGUGCAAUGCCGAGCAUGAAAGAUGCCUUUCUGUUAAUAAUUCUAAAAAAAUGCCUUAUGAAAAUAAUGGUCAAGCAUUCCUGAGAAACUAGCAAUGUUUGAGCCCGGGUCACACAUUACAGCUUUUACCAAGAGAUAUUUUAAUUGUUGGAUUAAAUCGAGAAAAUUUCGUCGCAUCACAACUGCUAAAGUGCCAAUGUGGAAGCUGCCGGCUGCAACGAACUUCUUGAUAUUCGAGACACACUACCGCAAGAAUGCUGCGUUCGCUACACGACAGUCCUGCUGUUUGCAUUAUCCGUAAAACCGAUUAUGAUGUCCUUUCAUCAUGCCUUAAUUUUAAUUUGAGGGCUAUUUCAUGAAGCAACAGACAGCAUCCUCUGUGUUGAACUGGGGAAUCCAUGGUCAUGUACUGGUGUCUAUGGCACCUGGUACAAUACUACGCGUCAAUGGGAUGUCUGCCAGCGGGCGCGUCAAUGUCCUCACACGCGGCAAGAGCAGCACUUCCCUGAAAACGCAGCUAGCUUUUGGGCUGCGGAAGAAUAAAUUAAGGCCACGUUUGUCAUUUAUGUCAUUAUGGAAAAGAAACAGGCCAAAAGGAGCUUCUACCAAUUAGAAAAUAUCUCUGGUUACAUCCUGUUGGCUCAAUCCUGUUCAGUGCCGCCUUUAGAGCAUGUGCGGUAUAAAGACUUUCGCGCGUGUCCUGUCUCCGCGCAGGACAUAGUGUACAGUGACUCAUUGUGCCAUACCAUAGUCACCUAUCAUCAUACCUCCCUCUUGCUUUCCCUUUUCCCCUUACCCCCGCGAGGAGUAGCAGGCUAGAAAACCGCUUUCCAGGCCGACUUCGCCU
Molecule: messenger RNA, 3857 nt
Organism: Rhipicephalus sanguineus (brown dog tick)
Lineage: Eukaryota; Metazoa; Arthropoda; Arachnida; Ixodida; Ixodidae
Product: monocarboxylate transporter 12
Exons: 8
Coding region: 224-1540 (438 amino acids)
Biological process (GO): transmembrane transport
Molecular function (GO): monocarboxylic acid transmembrane transporter activity
Source: RefSeq, a predicted model, not a curated record